Molecule: messenger RNA, 1536 nt
Organism: Armigeres subalbatus
Lineage: Eukaryota; Metazoa; Arthropoda; Insecta; Diptera; Culicidae
Exons: 3
Coding region: 100-1353 (417 amino acids)
Molecular function (GO): protein binding
Source: RefSeq, a predicted model, not a curated record
AACAAACAAAGCGUGAGCAUAAUGAAGUACGUCGAGUUCUUCGGUACAUUUCUGAUUAAAUUUCUAAUUUUUAAUCAAUUUGGAUUAUAAAUAUAAGUGAUGAGUGUAAGUAUGCUCAAAAGGACGCAGGCCCAGAGAAAAUUGUACCCAAAAUGUACUGUUUCGCAGCUGCCAGACCAUCUACUGAUGCGCAUUUUCCGCUACCUUCCUCGGUACUCGAUUCUGCCAACAACGGAAGUAUGCUCUCGCUGGUAUACGCUCAUUAGCUCCAGCGAGCUGCUCCACAACUUUACGCUGCGGGUUGACCUUUCGAUGUUGGACGAUGAUUCCGCCCUGGAGUACGACUACUUCCUGAACAGAUCAAGUCGGUGCUACCGUAAUUUGCACAUCGUGGUCCGCGAUCAUCGUUCCUUUGUUGUAGCGCUGAUGGCGUUGCGAAAAUUUGGACCCCACUUGACGGACCUCAGGCUGUCCCUGGAUCACCGGUGCGUCUAUCCGUCUUUUAUGCAGCUGUACUUCAACCGGAUGAAGGACAUUGAGAUGGGUUUGGAAGAAUACCAGCAGAUGCUGUGGGAACAGGAAAUAGACAGCUACGAUCGAUGUCUACUCGUGAUCGCAAUGCCCAGAGUUAAGAAACUGCGAUUGCCAAGUCUUUGGCAAGAUGAGAUCAAGUACCGUAGGAUUGAGGAAAUAUUCUUGGCAUUUAUGUACCGUCAGUGCUGGCAGUUGGAACGGCUUCAGAUUAAGCGGAUUACGGAUCGUAAGGACAUUAGAACGAAGAUUUUGCAUUAUAUCGGGGUCGAAUUAGAACGUCUUCAGGAAAUGGAGAUCGAUGGUACUGGUCUUAUCGUUCUGACCGAUUCGUUCUCGUUGAAGAAACUAUCGGUGCACGCAUUGACCACCGGAUUGCCGUUCUAUGGUGGAUUCAAGCACGCUUUUCCACUGCUAACGCACCUGGAGAUCACCGAUGAUAUGCAGUUUGACAAUUUGUGCCUUUGGGCGAUCUCCAAGCACUGUGCCAACUUGGUGGAGCUGAUUUUCGUUUCCGAUCGGAUAACGAAGGAUGGAUUCAACUAUAUCCACCGGUUGUUUCGCUUGGUCAAGUUGUCCAUCACGCUGAACGGGAAGCAAAUGGAUUGCUGUUUCGAAGGAUGCCGGGCACUCCCGGUGAGAAAUCUAUUCGUGUACAGUAAUGAGCUACGAGUGGAUACCAUUCAAACGAUGCUGAAGCAAAACGACAAUAUGAGGGAGUUCGCCAUUUGCACUAAACGAUGCAUCGAGUAUAGUACGCUGAACUGGCUGCACCAGAUUAGGCCAUCAUGUCGGUUGACCUACACGCAGAUGACCGUGUAGCGUGGGUUGGCCCCGCGUAAGUGUUACGACGAACCAAUCGUGGUUCAUAUUUUUAAUUUCUCUGACUAUUAUCUCUGUCGUUUUUUGUUAUAUUUGUUAUCGGUUUUCACGCUUUUGAGAUAAAUAGAACAUUGAACUUCUGAAGAAAUUUAGAGUCGGUUAUAGACCUACCAUCGAAUGAAA